This is a messenger RNA of Nymphaea colorata (pocket water lily), 1913 nucleotides long. RefSeq lists its product as uncharacterized. The transcript has 3 exons. Gene Ontology annotation, molecular function: zinc ion binding; nucleic acid binding. The coding region runs from base 154 to 1521 and encodes 455 amino acids. The record is from RefSeq and is a predicted model, not a curated record. NCBI's taxonomy places the organism in Eukaryota, Viridiplantae, Streptophyta, Magnoliopsida, Nymphaeales, Nymphaeaceae.
UAGAUUUUUGGCGCGCACCUCAUCGCACCGUCGUCUGGUCCUCUUCUCGCCGUAGUCCGUCUCCUCGGCUUCCUCCUCUUCCUCUUCUUCUCUCUCUCCCUCUCUCUUUCUGAUUGUAGACUUUCGAUCAUUGAAACCUAAUUCCCUCAUCUAAUGGAUUUUAGUUUCAACCGGAGGAGGCCGUUCGAGCAUUCUAGCAUUCUCUGCGAUGGCUUCUUUGCCAACGAAGCCAUGCGAGCGGGAUACGUUAGGCAGGGCCUCCUCAGCAGCCAUCGAUUCGAGGAAACCCUAAGUUCAACGGGGGCUCUACAAUGGGAUACGGAGAGGCAGGAGAUCAGAGCGCAGUUGAUCGCAGAGAACGUCGUGAGAAGGCGACAACUCGAGGACGAGAUUCGCAGGGAGAUCGCGCUCGAGCGCGAACUUGUUUUCCGGCGGCAGAGCCGGAUGAUGGAAGCAAUGGCUUCUGUGGCUCCGGAAGUUACGCCGGAGAGCCACUUCGAAGCUUCGCUCUGGCGAGAUAACGGAACGCUGAAUGCCAUGGCCUCUUCUGUUCCAGAAGUUGGGGCAGCGAACCGCUUCUCACUUGCUCCACCACCGUUGCCUGAGUCGGCGUCUGCAAUCGAUCGGUUUCGGCCUCAGUCUGGGUUUAUUGGUGAGCGAUUUCCGGCGGCUAGGCAGUUAAAUACUAGGCUUGUAGGAAUAAAGCGGAAAGUGCCUCCAACACCCUUUUCAGCAGCGGGCUCAGCUGCAUCAUCUGAGAGGGAACUUUCAUGGUUGGGUAUUGCAAGAAAGGAAAGCCAGACAUACCAGAGGGCAUGGAGUUGUAACAUUUGCAACGUGAGAUGCACAAGCAGGGAAAGCUUGUCCGGCCACUGCCUUGGCAAAAAACACAAGGCAAAGCUAGAGGAGUCAAAACUUAAGAAAGUGGAUGUUUCUGUUGGUGAAUUUGACGUUAAAACACCAAGAGGAAAUGCAGCCAAGAAUGUUGUUAAGACAUCAAAACUAGACGGAGGGGAAGGUGCUGUGGAUGAGAUUGACGUAAAAGCUCCCAGAAGAAAUACAAUCAAGGUUGUUGGCAAGGAAACAAAACUAAAGAAACAUGAGCAUACUUUUUCUAAGAAUGAUGUCGACCCCCCACAAAGAAAUCCAACCAUUGUUGUCGAUGCUUCCAGCAAUGCUCUUUUGAACAAGAACCUGAAGCACAGGACAGGUAAUGAGAAGCUGUUGAAGAGUAAUGCAGAUGACCGCGCAUUGAAAAAACUGAAAACGGAGGACUUGAAAACCGACGGGAGAAAGAAAAGCAAUCUGCCAUUCCUCUGUGAGCGUUGUGGUAUUCGGUGCAAUAGUGUCCAUGACCUUGGAGCACAUCUUAAAGGAAAGAAGCAUGCUGAGAAACUGUUGGAACGUGAUAAACCUGGCGGUGCCAAUAGAUCUAACGCAGUAAAGGCGACUGCUGAAUCGGCCACCGCGAUGGAGGGGGAAGUGGUUGUCGGGAAUGAGGUGGAAGCUCAUAAAAGAUGACAUUUUUAGAACAGAAUGACGUUUAUAAAGGUUCUGUGCGUCUGUUAAGGACUUCUCUGGUUGAUGGGGCACCUUUCCAUCUCUCUCUCGUGUGCCCAGGCGUUCCAACGUUAACAAGUUCACAGGCAAAGUAGUUUUUUUGGAUAGUUUGAAACUUUAUUUCUCAACGCAAUGCACUCUUGACUUGGAGAACAAACGAGGUGCAUUUUGAAAGGGCGUUAUGUUACAAACUUUGGUAAUCGGUCACCUUCAUUAUUGUAAUUACCAUCAAAGGUAUUCACAAGCCUCAGUUAGAAUUUAUGCUAAACUUUACGAACUACAGAUCUUGUUUAGCUUUGGUUUGUAAUUUUCAAAUUUUAUUACGUUCCUAAAUAUCAAACAUUAUUGAUCAA